AUGGAAAGUUUGAAUGACAACACCACUACUCCGUUUAAUCUAGAAGACAUUGCUCUUAACACGAGUGUUUCUUUUAAUACAACUACUACUACAGAAACUAUUGUUAACGGAUUAGCUUGUUUAUUCAUAAUUUUCGGUGGAUCUAUUCCUUAUGUCUUUCAGUAUCUGGAAAUCAACGACCGUAAAGAUGCAAGAGGUUUCUCAUUAUAUGUUUGUUUAACAUUAUGUAUUGCUAAUAUUUUGAGAAUUCUUUUUUGGUUUGGAAAUCAUUUUGAUACACCACUUCUUAUACAAAGUGGUGUUAUGUUAAUAACAAUGUUCAUAAUGUUAGAAAUAUCAGUAAGAAUGAAUAAAAAAACAAUUUUAAAAUCUCAAUGGACAUCAAUAUGGAGUAAGUUUCUUAAAAAAAAUGUCAUGGUUAAUGAAAGUCUUUAA
Molecule: messenger RNA, 435 nt
Organism: Strongyloides ratti
Lineage: Eukaryota; Metazoa; Nematoda; Chromadorea; Rhabditida; Strongyloididae
Exons: 4
Coding region: 1-435 (144 amino acids)
Biological process (GO): retrograde transport, endosome to Golgi; phospholipid translocation
Cellular component (GO): endosome; trans-Golgi network
Source: RefSeq, a predicted model, not a curated record